AUGGCAAAAACUUCUGAAAGCUUCUUGCAACUUGCUGCACAACUAAGAUCUCCCCGUUAUAUUUCUGCUUCUCUUGUCGAGACAGCGUCGAUAGAACCAAAAAUCGUUGAACACACGUCUCCGUCCUCGAUAACGUCGGAGUUCCAUAGCUUUCACCACAGGAUCAAGGCUGCAGUGCUGCUAUCACGGCCACCCAUUUUGACCCGCGAUCUCACUCCGUUUGAGAAAGCCUAUUUUUUGUACCAGCGUCGCCUCAAUGAACGCCUCGCUCUUCCAUUUACUCGAUACUUCUAUUAUCAGAAGGGCACUCCUGGGGACGUAGAAUGGAAGCGAAAAGUUAAGGGACGCUUGACGCCAGCAAGGGAUAUUGGACGAUUUAGCGGCUAUGGAACGGACGCUUGGAACGAUGAGUUGCUGGUUGGAGAUGGUGUCAGCGAGCCACAGGAGCAGGUCAAAGCCUUAAUCAGAGAUGCGGAAGAUAAGGAAGACGGCAGUACGGCGGGGGGUAGGAAAAGAGACGAGCUUAUCGAGAAGCCUUCGGAAAGGGUGACAAAGGCAGAUCGAACAUCUGACCUGAAAAGUCUUAAUCGAUCUUUGACGAGGACUUUGUAUCUUGUCGUAAAAAUGAAACAGGGAGCAACCCGUGGAGAAUGGGUGCUUCCUGAGUGUGCUAUCGAAGGCAAAGAGAGUUUGCAUAUGGCCGCUGAGCGCCUGCUAGUCCAAACGGGAGGUAUCAACAUGAAUACCUGGGUUGUUGGCAACAUGCCGAUUUGCCACCAGGUCUAUAAUUAUCCGCAAAGCAUCAUUGACGAAAUCUCUGGAGCCGGUACGCGGGGAGAGAAAAUUUUCCUUAUGCAGGCACGGAUCAUGGGAGGUAGGCCAGACCUUCGGGCUAAUAAGCUGGGAAUAUUGGACUUCCAGUGGUUGGACAAGGAAGAGGUACAAAAGACCUUACUUUCACAGGACUUUGCAGCUGUCAAGAACGUGCUCGCCGAUCGAUAG
Bacidia gigantensis is the source of this 1002-nucleotide messenger RNA. RefSeq lists its product as uncharacterized. The transcript is spliced from 4 exons. Bases 1 to 1002 code for a protein of 333 amino acids. Gene Ontology annotation, cellular component: mitochondrial large ribosomal subunit. Lineage: Eukaryota; Fungi; Ascomycota; Lecanoromycetes; Lecanorales; Ramalinaceae. Gene Ontology annotation, molecular function: structural constituent of ribosome. The record is from RefSeq and is a predicted model, not a curated record.